Colletotrichum aenigma is the source of this 4194-nucleotide messenger RNA. RefSeq names its product Nonribosomal peptide synthetase easA (gene easA). The record is from RefSeq and is a predicted model, not a curated record. NCBI's taxonomy places the organism in Eukaryota, Fungi, Ascomycota, Sordariomycetes, Glomerellales, Glomerellaceae. The transcript is spliced from 6 exons. Gene Ontology annotation, biological process: amino acid activation for nonribosomal peptide biosynthetic process; secondary metabolite biosynthetic process. The coding region runs from base 1 to 4194 and encodes 1397 amino acids. Gene Ontology annotation, molecular function: phosphopantetheine binding; catalytic activity. Gene Ontology annotation, cellular component: cytoplasm.
AUGGCAUCGGACUUUGUGAAGACGUCCCUGCCUGAUGGCGUUGUCAACGACGUUCUCAGCUUUUGCGCCAGGCACAAUCUUAGCCAAGAAACAUUCUUCAUUACCGCAUUGUCUUACACUAUCGCCAUCUACAAUGCCGCUUCACUUGUCACAACGAGUGUAAUUAGAGAUGGCAAGAAGGACAAGAUUGUAAUAGAGUUUAACUCAGGAAUGACGAUCUUGGAAGCGUGCACAGCUUUACGUUACACAAAGAUUUGCUCGGGCACAGAUUCCGAGCACUCUCCUCACAGUUCCACACCAGGAGGCGAACUUCACGACGACCCAACCACGGUUCUGUUUGCUCAGAAUGGGACUUUGGACCUCGAUUCAGACAUUGGUGAACAAGGAAUCUUACCCGAUAUUGUGAUUGAUGGUCAAUACCGCAUCGAUCUACACUGUCUCCCUCGUUCUGUAUCUGCUCUGUCAACUCAUGCGUUUCUUGAGACUUUCACUACGAUCAUUGGACAGUUCGCAACCCUGCCUCACGACAGAUUACUCGGCGAAGUCAACGUACUCGGCCCCUUGAACCACGAAAGACUUGAAAGCUGGAGCCCUCGCUACAUCCCAGCUGUCGAGCGUUGUGCUCAUGACUAUGUCGACGAGCAUGCAAACAACACUCCUUGGAAGGAGGCUGUGGUUGCUACUGAAGGGCCCACUUUCACAUAUUCUCAGCUCUCGACACUCUCCAGCAGGUUAGCGAAACACCUCAUGAACAGUGGUAUCAAGAGAGGGGACAUUGUUCCGAUUCUGUUCGAGAAGUCUUCCUUUGCAGUUUUGGCCAUCGUCGCUAUUCUCAAAGCGGGAGGUGCCUAUGUUGGGUUCAGUGCCGAGACACCCAUCAACUUUCUACGAGAAUGUUCGUCCAUUACGAACGCUCCGCUCAUUAUCACGAGUAAUCGUCAUCAGGACCUCGUUCUGAAUGUUAGCUCCCGGGCGCUAGUACUGGACCAAGCAUUCGUUGAGGCCCUGGAGAACUCAGCAGAUGAUGAGGGCUUCUCAUCUCCCGCUCGUCCAUCAGACCUGGCCUAUCUGGUGUUUACAUCAGGAUCUACCGGUACCCCCAAGGCCGUCAUGACGGAGCACAGAGCCUACGUCACGGACGCCCUCGCACAACAAAGGGCUGCUCUACUCAAUCCUUCAUCCCGAGUGCUUCACUUCGCCUCAUACAAUUUCGACGCCACCAACUUCGAUGUGCUCACCACUCUCAUUGCUGGCGGCACGAUCUGCGUUCCUACCGAAUUCGAUCGCAUCAACCGCCUCGCCGGAGCCAUCAACGACCUCGGCGCCAACUUUCUCGGCGUCACAGCCACUCUCGCACAGAUUCUCGACCCAGAAGAUGUACCUGGUCUGAAAACCGUGAUUCUAUGCGGCGAAGCCAACAGUCCCGAAAUCGUUGAGAAGUGGACUCGGUCUGGAGCGGAUGUCAUCAAUGGCUACGGACCUUCGGAGGCGUCAUGCGCAUUCUCCUACAAUAUCUAUACUCGCCAAUCGGCGCGGGCUAACAACAUUGGACGUGCACUCGAUGGAGCUUGUUGGGGGUGGGUUGUCAACCCAGAGAACCACAAUCAGCUACUGCCUAUUGGGGCAAAGGGCGAGCUACUGAUUCAAGGACCAACGCUGAGCAGGGGCUAUCUGAAUGAGCCAGAGAAAACUGCAAAGGUGUUCAUUGAAAGCCCUGAGUGGUUACCAGGGAAUGUCGCCAUCAGCAUGCAAAGGUUUUACAAGACAGGAGACCUUGUGCGACAACUCCCAGAUCAGUCUUUCGAGGUGUUUGGGCGUAUUGAUACGCAAGUCAAGCUAAAUGGCCAGCGCAUUGAGCUUGGCGAGAUUGAGUAUAAAGUCGGUGGAGAAGAAACUGCCUCGAAGGUUCUGAUCGCAUUCUACGCAAAAGAUGUAGGAGGUACCCAAAAGGAUGCUGCGCCGCUGGACAUUGUCAACGAUAGUGAGUCUGAGCUCAUUGACGUCCAAAGCAUCAAGAAGAAGCUUGCAAACGACCUCAAAGCCAUUGCUAUUCCCCAAGCUUUCAUCCCACUUCUAAGGAUGCCGGUCACUAGUCAAGGCAAACUAGACCGAAAGCGUCUGCAGAAAAUUGGCAGUCAACUCGAUAAGCUUAGGUUGGCUGCGGUCUCUGGAGUCACCGUAUCUGUCAAGGAUGAGCCUGCGAUGAACGAGUUUGAGGCAAUCGUCUGCCAGCUGUUCGCACGGUCACUCAACUUGAGCAAAGGUGAAAUUGGUCGUCAAUCAGAUUUCUUUUCCAUGGGUGGCGAUUCCCUUAAAGCCAUCAAAUUGGUAUCUCUGGCCAGGAAGCUGGGUUUCAGUGUCUCAGUACCGGACAUCCUUCAAAACCCAAGACUGUUCCAACUCGCCGAGUUUCUGUGCAAGUCCGCUGAGACUAAUGAGUCAAUGAGCUCGUAUCAGCCAUUCAGCAAUAUUGCAAACCAAAUCACACUCGGCGAAAUCCAAGAGAGCGCUAGAAAGGCGUCUGCCUCACACGAAAUGGAAGACAUGGUCCAGGCCACGGAUCUUCAAGCGAGCUGCGUCGCGUUCUCUACUUUUAGUGAAGAGCGCCGCGGAAUCAACUGGCUCAUAUGCGACUUUGACGAGCCUCGGGACGAGACAGCAGUUCAUCGCAUGUGUGAAACAUUGACAGAAAGACACUCCACUCUACGAACCUUUUUUGUGCCACACAAGCGAGCGCUGUAUCAAGCUGUGUCGAAGUGUUUUCGUCCUCCAACGAGAACUCAUCUGAAACUCGACAGCAUUGAGAAUGCCACCAAUACGCUCACUGAGGCCGAUUUCAGGGACAGACUCGUGAAUAUGACUUGUCCUCAGACAGCCUUUGAACUACUCUCCAGCCAUGACGCCACCAAGAUCCAGCGUCUGCUCAUCCGCAUUUCUGCAGCUCAAUACGAUGGCCACUCUGUGUCAAUCUUGAGUCGCGAAAUGAGGUCUCUCCUCAACGGAUGCCAGCUUCCUGAGCUCAAAGGAAGCUAUCAAGCAUACCUUCAUUAUGCUCGGACAAACGAGCUGGACGAAGGCAUUGAAUACUGGACAUCACUUCUUCAUGGCGCGGAAAUGACCCAACUUGUCACUCAGAAGGGUUCCAGUCAUGACGUCCCAUCAGGUCUGAACUUUGUGGAUGGUGUGCUCGUGAGCAUGAUUGACAGUCAGUUGCUUGAGUCUUGUUGCAUUGGCGACAGAAGCAGCAACACCUUCGGCGGUAACACCAAAGGUGCAGUUGUCAAAACGGCCUGGGCGCUCACUCUUUCUGAGCUGACUGGUAGAGACGAUGUUGUGUUCGGCUCGACAGGCUGGGGCCGCAAUCACUCCGUGGAGUUCGCAGAGGAUGUGAUGGGUUCAUGCACUUCACACAUCCCCACACGCCUACGAAUCACCACGUCAGCCACUGGCAAUAGUCCCAAAAUCACAUACGGAGAUCUGGUCGAGCAACUACAGACGCAGCACGUAGCCUCUAUGCGAUACGAGAACAUCGGGGCGAAUACGAUAGUUGAGAAGUGCACAGCCUGGAAGCGGUGGACGCGAUUUUCGUCACUGCUGGUUUUCCAGGGGUUAGACAUCGGAACUCCGCAGAAUUGCAAUGAAGAUGGUGGAGUUGCUCCGACAAUGAGGUUCACGGAGAUCAUGGACCCGGGCGAUCGAGCGGACGUGAUCGUUCACGUAGAGCCUUUCGGGGACCAGACGCGAGUCAUGAUGGCUGUCGCAAAAGCGUGUCUGCCCGAAGACGUGGCUGGCGUGAUGAUGUCGACAUUUAAACAGUACUUGAAGCUCAUCACUCAGUUUCCCGAUCAGCCUGUUCCUCUGGAUAAAGGCGACUGGUCCCCGUUGUUGCCAAUUAUCCGUGAGAGCGCCACAAUUAGGCGAACUCUCGGUGUUGUAAUCAACUCGCGGGCUGAGAAUACUGUCAAAGAGGUUUGGAUGAAGGUUCUUGAUGUGGAUGAUGGCGAGUUCGGCAUGAUGAGGGAGGGUAGCAGGUCGUUCCUUGAGACCUGGGGCAAUUCAGUGUCAGCGGCGGUUCUUGCUCAUGAGUUCAGGUCAAGGGGCUUUGCAGUUUCCACGGAGGACAUGUUGCGGCAUCAGAUGGCAUUUGAGCAAAUGCAGAUGAUUUCAAUGAUGAUUGACGGAAAGCAACAGUAA